AUGAGGCCGCUCGAGAGGGAAGGAGACGGUUCAGGCUGGACCCCAUUGAUGAUCGCAGCCAGUCUAAAGAACGCCGAAGGAGAUCCCAUCAUCGACCUACUCUUGAAAAAGGGCGCAGACGUAAAUGCCAAGAGUAACUCUGGACAGAAUGCUCUCCACUUCGCAACCUCCAAAGCCAACCUUUCCACCGUUCGUACCUUAAUAGCCAAUAAAUGCAGCGCCAGAGUUAAAGAUAAGCGCGGGCAAUUAGCACUUCAUCGCGCCGCAGCUAUCGGAUCCUCACCUAUAAUCAAGGUUCUUCUUCAAGACGGGAAGAGCCCCGUCAAUGCCACGGAUAUGGACGGUCUGACUGCUCUGCACCAUGCAAUCUCCGAGGGCCACGGUGAAGCUGCGAUCACUCUGCUUAAGGCUGGUGCUGAAACGGAUAAGAAGGACGCCGAUGGCAAUUUGGCUAUUGACAUGGCGCCGGAUACAAGUGUAAGUAGUUCAUUCUUUCUCCGUAAACCAUCCUUUAGGCACUAA
Aspergillus oryzae RIB40 is the source of this 522-nucleotide messenger RNA. Its product is annotated as ankyrin repeat domain-containing protein. Gene Ontology annotation, molecular function: protein binding. The coding region runs from base 1 to 522 and encodes 173 amino acids. The record is from RefSeq and is a predicted model, not a curated record. The transcript has 3 exons. Gene Ontology annotation, cellular component: nucleus; cytoplasm. NCBI's taxonomy places the organism in Eukaryota, Fungi, Ascomycota, Eurotiomycetes, Eurotiales, Aspergillaceae.